Cinclus cinclus is the source of this 1608-nucleotide messenger RNA. It is a transcript of the gene SPATA16, whose product is annotated as spermatogenesis associated 16. NCBI's taxonomy places the organism in Eukaryota, Metazoa, Chordata, Aves, Passeriformes, Cinclidae. Gene Ontology annotation, biological process: spermatogenesis. The coding region runs from base 1 to 1608 and encodes 535 amino acids. The transcript has 11 exons. Gene Ontology annotation, cellular component: Golgi apparatus. The record is from RefSeq and is a predicted model, not a curated record. Gene Ontology annotation, molecular function: protein binding.
AUGUUUCCUCAACAGGAACCUUCCUCAAGUGCUCCUGAGCAGUGGCAGGAGGAAAAAGAACACAAGGAACAACCCCAGAGCGGCCGUAAAAAAGCAGGAAUCCACGACAGUGUGUCCGGGACAAAAGCAGAAACAGCGGCAGAGAGCGGCACGGGGACAUUCCCGAGCGCUGCGCUCCACAUCCCUCUCUCCAGGCUCAGGGAAAUAGAAGAAGAGCUGAUCUGCGCUGAUGAGGUGGACCCCGAGUUCGAGUCCGGCGAGCCAGGGCCAGCAGCAGGGCCAGCAGCAGGGCCAGCAGCAGCGGCUCAGCCUCCUGGCCGAGCCCCAGCCCCGGGGGACAGCCGGUGGCUCGGUGCUGGCGCGGGGCUCCGGGCGGCGCUGCGGGAAGGCAGCGCUCGCUGCCGGCAGCGCGAUUUCGCUGCGGCCGCCGCCAGGUUCUCCACGGCACUGGAGCUUUGUAGUAAAGGCUUUGCCACAGAGGAUCCUCUGAAGUCCUCUCCAGAUGAUAUUUCCAGGCUUGCCAGCUGGAUUGAGUCAAAACUCGUCAUCUGCUACUUAAAACUGGGGCAGCCUGGCCUUGCUCUGCAUCAUUCACACAGGAGCAUCAUUGAGAACCCCUCUCACUUCUGCAAUCACCUGCGCCAAGCCGCUUGCUUUCGGUGCCUGCACAGAUACUCGGAGGCUGCCAGGAGCGCCAUGGUGGCGCAGUGUCUGUACGUCCUGGCUGAGGGUGCGAGGCUGCAGACCAGUGACCUCCUCCAGCUGUACUGGCAGGCUAUGACUCAAGAAGCCCUCAGUGGAGAAAUCUCUUUUUCUGUUCUGUACACACCUUUUGAGAAAGAGGACAAGGCUGACAAAAUAAAGGAGGCCAACAAAACCUUUGCUGAGAGGCACCCUGAAUAUGUGCAGCACAUAUUUACAGAUCCUCAUGGAAUUCACCUGUUGCCAGAAAAGGCUGAGUCUCAUCCUGGCCAGCAGUACUUACUGACUCUGGGCUUCAGAAACAAAGAGAUUGGAAAAACCUUGGAAAAGUUUGUAACUCAAAAGCUGCCAAUCUUUCCAGGCCAGAAAACAACUUUCAGUCUCAGCAUGGAGGAAGAAGCAGAAACGUUUUGGCAGAACAGUGGGGAAAGAAUCAUGGCAGCCAUGGCUUUUAUAGGAAGCACCAAGAUCAAGGAUGAGCGUGGCCCGUGUGCUUGGGCUGUUGAGCAGUUCCAUCUCACCAGCCUGCUCAGCCACCUGCAGAGAGGGGAGGAGCAGGCCCAGGUGAUGACCCAGGUGAUGGCUGAGCUGGCAACGGUUCGCUACCUGCAGAGAGUCUCUCAGGAGGAUGACAAGCUGCUGCAGUCCCUGAUGGCAGAUGCCAUGGACAUCCUGGCAGGAAGGACUGGAGAGCAUGUGUCAACUAAAAUACACAAGGUGGCACUAAUUGAAGAGUACUUGAGGGAAGGAGAAGAAUAUUACUUAAGGACCCCAAGUGUGCAAAUACCUGGAAUGGAAAACAUCAACUGGACUCCAAAGGGACAGAAAUAUUUGAGACUGGAAAACACAAGCAUGUUCAUUCCCAACCCACGAAGCCUGGCCCCAGGGCUAAAAAAAAAUGCAUAG